Molecule: messenger RNA, 4024 nt
Organism: Hemibagrus wyckioides
Lineage: Eukaryota; Metazoa; Chordata; Actinopteri; Siluriformes; Bagridae
Product: toll-like receptor 7
Exons: 2
Coding region: 140-3670 (1176 amino acids)
Molecular function (GO): protein binding
Source: RefSeq, a predicted model, not a curated record
CACCAGUGGUUUUUCUUCUUAAAUAGAUGUAGAUGUGCGUCCAUAUGCAAACAACAGCUUUGCUGAGUCUGAUUUCCUUUCUUCAAAUACACUGAAAACCUUUGGAUACUGUACAAUUUAUUGGUCAAAAUUUUGAACCAUGCUUACACAAUUCAGUGCUAUCAUGACCAUCAUUGCUGUGGCUGACGCUUGUGUAACAUCUUGUGAGUGUGUAGACAACACCACAAUCACUUGUUUAAACAAGAAUCUGUUGGAAUUGCCUCUACCUUUGCAAGGUACCAAGCAUCUCUUCGUAAGCAACAACAGGAUCCGGGCUCUUCCUAGUAAAGGUUUAGAAGAGUUACACAUAUUAGAUCUUACCAGCAACAACCUUAGUGAAUGGCUCACUGGUGCUACCAGACUCGGGAAUAUGGGAAACCUUACUCAUCUGCAUCUAAGAGGAAAUGGACUUAGUACUUUCAAGACUGGACUGUUUCAAGAACUGAAGAAUCUGACCUACUUGGACCUCACUGAAAACAAUGUCAAAAUUAUCCCACAGAAGUUCCUCCAAGGUCUGUGGAAACUUCAAACUCUUAGUUUGAGCUUAAACCACAUACAUACUCUCUCCUGUGGCACUUUUGAAGAAGCAUCUGAACUUAGGGAGCUCCACCUGAACAGUAAUAACAUAGAGGUGCUAGAUACGUGUGUGUUUGAGAACUGUGUCAAUCUAAACAGGCUCUUCCUGUCUCACAACCGUUUGAAAAGUGUAAAUCAAGGGACCUUCCGAAGUGCCAUUGGCCUGGUUCACCUUGAUCUCAGUAGCAACAUGCUUACCACUGUUCCCACUGAUGCCCUUAAGGACACCACUAAUCUCAUCAGCCUCUACUUGCAGAAAAACGCCAUCAGGUAUGUUCCUGAAAAUGCUUUCUCUGGGCUAUCAGUGUUACAAAAACUGCAUCUGUACAGUAACCGCAUUGAUUUUUUAGCUGUGAGCUCUUUCAGUGGUCUUGGUGAACUUGCUGAACUAGAUUUGAGUCUCAACCAGUUGCAGUCUCUCUCCUCACAGCAGUUUCAGGCUCUAAGAAAACUAGAAAACCUUAAUCUAUAUCACAAUGCAUUGACAUUUCUUCCAAAUGACCUGUUUAAUCAUUUGAAAAAAUUAAAAGAACUACAGCUUGACAGAAAUAAUAUUCAGGUGAUCCCACCAGAUCUAUUUCGGCCACUUUCAAAGCUCAGGUUUUUACAGCUUGACAUUAAUCGUAUCUCAGACCUCAACCUAUCCUCUUUUGCACCAAUGAGAAAGCUUAAACAACUGGAUCUAAGCAACAAUCAACUGUCAAAAAUUUCAAUGGGCAUUUUACACAAGGAACCAUUGCCACUUCGUCAUGCCCAGCACCAAUCCUCACAAGGGGACCCGAAACUUAGCGACCUUAACCUGAGCAAUAAUAAAAUCUGGGCGAUAGAUAAGCACGUAUUUGAAAACUACACUAAUCUGAAGAAACUCUCUUUGUCCAACAACCAUUUGAAAAACUUAGAGGAAGGGACAUUCAAGGGUGUACAGGUCCUGACUCAUCUUGAUCUCAGUGAAAACAGGCUUACAUCUGUGCCCAUCCUUGCACUUAAGGAUACCUCUAAUCUCACAAGUCUUUACCUGCAGAAAAAUGCAAUCACAUUCAUCCCUGAAAAUGCUUUCUCAGGACUGUCUGCACUGAGGAAACUAGACUUGAGCAAUAAUGCCAUUUUAAAUUUAAAUGAGAAGUCCCUGAUGUUUCUGUUCAAUCUUGUGGAGUUAGAUUUGAGCUUCAACCAACUGCAAACCUUUACAAGUGCACUUCAAGACUUGGGGAAACUGAAGAUCCUUAAAUUGCACCAAAAUGCUCUGGUUUCACUUCCUAAUGGUGUGUUCACCAAUUUGACGGAAUUAACUGAACUACGGCUAGAUAGCAAUUAUCUUUCUGACAUCUUACCGGAUCUAUUUUAUCCACCAACCGAACUCGGAGAUUUCGACACGGAUAGUCAUCAUAUCUCUGGGUUUAACUCAUCCUCAUGCACAGCACUGACAAACAACGUCCUGACAAAGAUUUUACCCAAAAACUCCAAUGAUCUUUUUAACAUUACACCACCAACCAAUGAUCAUGUGAAAUCCCCAGCCUCACUAACAGAUGCCAAACUUGAGGAGCUUUUGGUCAGUAAUAAUACAGAGACGAUGGAUAUAAACUGCACCACUGCAAUCAGGCACUAUUUGUCCAACAACCACUUGAAAAGUGCAGAGAAUGGAACAUUUAAGCAUUCACUGAGAUUGACUAAUCUUGAUCUUAGCAAAAACAAGCUCACUUCUAUCCCCAGUGGUGCCCUUAAGUAUACUACCAAUCUCACUAGCCUCUACCUGCAGAAAAAUGCAAUCACCUUUGUCCCUGAAAAUGCUUUCUCUGGACUAUCUGAAUUAAGGAAAUUGGAUUUAAGCAAAAAUCAACUUGUUAUUUUGCAUGAGAACUCCCUGGCGGGGCUUUUCCAGCUUUCUGAACUAGAUUUGAGCUUCAACCAGUUGCAGGAUCUCUCCUCAAAUGUGUUCCAAGACUUGGGCAACCUGGACGUUCUUAACUUGUACCACAAUGAUCUGCCAUCACUUCCCAAUGGCUUAUUAAACAAUCUGACCAAAUUAAGAGAAUUGGUGCUUGAACGAAAUAAUAUCUCUGUCAUCACACCAGAUCUAUUCCACCCAUUGACCGAACUCCGAGAAUUACAGCUGGACAACAAUCACAUCUUGGAGCUCAACUUCUCUUUAUUUAGAACACUGACAAAGCUGCAGCAAAUCUAUCUAAACAACAACGUUAUUAUGAGAAUUCCCAAGCAUUUUCUACACAAAGCACAACAUCUGAAGAUUCUACAACUGAUGAACAAUCACAUUCACUUCGUUUCACGGUUUGCUUUCAAAGGCCUUAACAGACUCCGUUCUCUGAGACUCAGUAACAACAGCAUUUCUCUUCUCCAUGCUGAGAUGCUGACUGGUCUUCACGACUUACGGGAGCUCGGGCUAAAUAUGAACCAGAUAGAGAGGAUCCCAACUGGGUUUUUCGCGGGGCUUCAAAACCUGAGAAUGCUCGACUUGGCUAACAAUGUUUUGAGUUCCCUGUCCAGUGAUGAUUUCAAGGACUUGACAACAUUAAGAGAGUUACACCUGAGUUUCAACAAACUCGAUAAACUACCACAUGACAUUUUCAGGACACUCGGCAGGCUGCAGAAACUCUUCUUGCAAAACAACCUCCUGUCCCACUUACCCCCAACAGUAUUCUCUACUUUGACCUUUUUGCAAGAGCUUGAUUUGGAUAACAACAAGCUCCAGCAUCUUGCCAAUGUACAAUUUCAAGGCCUGAAGAACUUGAAACAGCUUCAUCUCCGAUCGAACCAAUUACAGUCACUGGAUGAAGGGACCCUGGCGGAUAUGACAGCACUGAAAUCCAUAUAUCUCAGAGCAAAUCCAUGGGACUGCUCUUGUGCGUCUACCUAUGUCAGUACAUGGAUCCGUAAGAAUAGUCAGUUAGUAAAGGAUAAAGCUACCUGCUCUAGACAUCGUUCUCUUCCUGUCUCAGAUAAACAUUGUGUCAGUGCUGCACAUUUCCCUGUAUGUAAACCACACACACAGAUAAUAACCAUUCUAACAGUUGUCACUGUGUGUGCUUACAUUCUGUGAGAUCGUUGUUUUUUGUUUGCAAACUGAUUUUGCUUCCUUUUGCUGUAGCACAAAAGAUGCAUCGUAAACUUAAACUACAGCUGUUUAAAAAUGUGACUAUCAACGAUUCAAUACCAUUUUUGUUUUUAUUUUAGCCUCAAACCUGGCAUCUUGUAUAACCUUUAAUAGCUUUUGUUCUGAACCUGCUUUGUGAUUAUGUGCAUUAUUAAAUGGCAUACAAAUAAAAUGCUUCUGUUAUCGCUUGCAAAAGUAAAUAUUUCUCUGUGCUUAUGUCUUUUCAAAUACUACAAGAAAGAAUAUUAGUAGAUUUUUAUUACCCAAAUACAGGUCACGACCAUACCACCUACCCACUGA